This is a messenger RNA of Saxophila tyrrhenica, 678 nucleotides long. RefSeq lists its product as uncharacterized. Gene Ontology annotation, cellular component: membrane. The record is from RefSeq and is a predicted model, not a curated record. Gene Ontology annotation, biological process: transmembrane transport. The transcript is spliced from 2 exons. Gene Ontology annotation, molecular function: transmembrane transporter activity. Bases 1 to 678 code for a protein of 225 amino acids. NCBI's taxonomy places the organism in Eukaryota, Fungi, Ascomycota, Dothideomycetes, Mycosphaerellales, Extremaceae.
AUGGACGAGAAACGAGCAGACGAGUCGCCCUCGAGCGAUACCUCCGACACAUCAGGCGACGUGGAGCGAAGCGGCGACAUCAACGAAAGAGCCCUCAUACGCAAGCUGGAUUUCCGGCUCCUACCAGCAGUGACCGUGUUGUACCUGUUGUCCUUUUUAGAUCGCAGCAACGUUGCCAACGCAAAAGUCGAAGGUCUCGCGGAGGCAACCAAUAUGACAGACGAUGGGUACCUGACCGGGCUAACGCUAUUCUUCCUGGGCUACGUGCUGUUCGAGAUUCCGUGCAACAUUAUCCUCAAGCGCACAACUCCACGGUUCUGGCUACCCACUCUGACAGUCAUAUGGGGCGUUGUUGCAACGCUGCUUGGCAUCGUUCAGCACCAAGCAGGGUUCUACGCCGCUCGCUUCUUCCUCGGUUCUGUUGAGUCCGGUCUGUUUCCUGGGGUUGUUUUUUACCUCAGCCUCUGGUGCGUACAAUGCUCUUUGAAAGUCCACAACUUGCUGGCGGACUGUGGCUUUGUCCCCGAGACCUGCCGUGCGCUGGUCCAUGUUGAAGGCAACUCUGACCGUGCAAUCCCUUCAGGUACCAGCGCAAAGAGCGCCAAUUCCGAAUCGCCUUGUUCUUCUCCGCCGCAGCUCUCGCUGGUGCUUUCGGUGGUAUCCUCGCAUACGGAAUAG